CUGUGAGAGCGAGGGGAAAGACGCACAAAGCCCAGAGAUACAAGGAGAAGAAACUGACAGAAGUCUGCCACACUGAAGGGAGACUAAAGGGAAAACAGUGGAUCAAAGACCUGGCUGAGCAUCCAUUUAAAUCAGGAGGGUCGUGUUUUGUCAGAGCCAUACAGGGAGAACUGCUGAUCAUUCUACACAGAGGCAGACAGUGGGAUUCUUCACACUCACCCGACAUCACUAACACAGCAUCAUGGAGAACAGCAGCUUUGGCAACUCGUCACACGUCUAUGCUGCUCCUCACAGCCUGUGGGAGGCCAUAACCAUCGCUACUGUGUCAGCCAUCGUCAGUUUAAUAACGAUAGUUGGGAACGUGCUGGUGAUGCUGUCUUUCAAGGUCAACAGCCAGCUGAAGACUGUGAACAACUACUACCUCCUGAGUUUGGCGUUCGCUGACCUCAUCAUAGGAGUGCUGUCCAUGAACCUGUACACCACGUACAUACUGAUGGGCUACUGGUCCUUAGGGAACCUGGCGUGUGACCUCUGGCUUGCUGUGGAUUACGUAGCCAGCAAUGCUUCAGUUAUGAACUUGCUUGUCAUCAGUUUCGACAGGUACUUCUCCAUCACAAGGCCACUGACCUACAGGGCAAAGAGGACUCCAAAGAGAGCUGCCAUCAUGAUAGGCCUCGCAUGGCUGGUGUCUUUUGUCCUCUGGGCGCCGCCCAUCCUGUGCUGGCAGUACUUUGUAGGGGAGAGAAAAGUUCCUGCAGACCAGUGCCAAAUCCAGUUUUUAACUGAGCCUGUGAUCACAUUUGGGACGGCUAUUGCUGCUUUCUACAUCCCCGUCUCUGUAAUGACGAUCCUGUACUGUAGGAUCUACAAGGAGACACAAAAACGGACCAAAGAUCUGGCUGAGCUGCAAGGGCUCGCAACAGAAAAUAUUCCAGAGGGGACAAAACCCCAGAAGACUGUUAUUCACUCUUGCUUUCACUUCACCAGAGAGAGGAGAGAUCGGAGUCAGGCCUCCUGGUCCUCAUCGAACCAAAGCAACGCCACCAAGACAACCACAAGGUCAGACGAGGCGUGGGUGAAAGCGGACCAGAUCACGUCCUUCAACAGCUACACCUCAUCUGAAGAGGAGGAACAUCACGUUUCAAUAGAAACCCCACAAGGCUCCUUCAAGGAGCAGAGCAGUGGGCAAAGCAAGAAUGGACAGGUGACAGGUGAUUUUACAGAAGACCAGUAUUUUUCCUCUCCUCAAAAGAAGGCCAGUAAAAAGUUCAUCUCUUAUAAGUUCAAACCUGGUUCAAAGGGGAAAAAUGGCAACCCCGUAUCCGCAGCUCCCUGCCCACCACACACAGAGCAGCCUGCCAAGAACGCCUCGCCGUCCGCCUCCUCCAUCACCUCUAAACCCAUAGACCCCACCUUAAAGAGCCAGAUCACCAAGAGGAAGAGGAUGGUGCUGGUGAAGGAGAAGAAGGCAGCCCAGACUCUCAGCGCCAUCCUCCUGGCCUUCAUCCUCACAUGGACGCCGUACAACAUCAUGGUGCUCAUCUCCACUUUCUGCACCAAGUGCAUCCCGACAUCGCUGUGGCACCUGGGCUACUGGCUGUGCUACGUCAACAGCACCAUCAACCCCAUGUGCUACGCCCUCUGCAACAAAACCUUCCAGAAGACCUUCCGGAUGCUUCUGCUGUGCCAGUGGAGGAGGAGGAGGAGAGGUGAAGACAAGCUGUACUGGUGUGGACAAAACCAAAAUGUUAACAAUAAAAUGACUUGAUGUGGUUUCCGACACAUUUCAUUCGAUCUUUGCCAACGUGUGGAUUCUACUUGACGUCCACUGCAGUUGGUGGUCGUCUCCAGCAUGACGGGCUGCAUGUGAUUUCUGUGUUUUCUGUGUUCUGUACAUGUUGGUGGAAAAUGUUCUGAGCCUGAUGCAGCACUUGA
Molecule: messenger RNA, 1935 nt
Organism: Solea senegalensis (Senegalese sole)
Lineage: Eukaryota; Metazoa; Chordata; Actinopteri; Pleuronectiformes; Soleidae
Gene: chrm5b
Product: cholinergic receptor, muscarinic 5b
Exons: 2
Coding region: 242-1768 (508 amino acids)
Biological process (GO): G protein-coupled receptor signaling pathway, coupled to cyclic nucleotide second messenger; chemical synaptic transmission; adenylate cyclase-inhibiting G protein-coupled acetylcholine receptor signaling pathway
Cellular component (GO): synapse; plasma membrane; dendrite
Molecular function (GO): G protein-coupled serotonin receptor activity; G protein-coupled acetylcholine receptor activity
Source: RefSeq, a predicted model, not a curated record